This is a messenger RNA of Rosa chinensis, 2142 nucleotides long. Its product is annotated as carotenoid cleavage dioxygenase 7, chloroplastic. The coding region runs from base 1 to 1875 and encodes 624 amino acids. The transcript has 7 exons. The record is from RefSeq and is a predicted model, not a curated record. Lineage: Eukaryota; Viridiplantae; Streptophyta; Magnoliopsida; Rosales; Rosaceae. Gene Ontology annotation, cellular component: chloroplast stroma. Gene Ontology annotation, molecular function: 9-cis-epoxycarotenoid dioxygenase activity. Gene Ontology annotation, biological process: carotene catabolic process.
AUGCAAGCCAAUCCCUUCCGAUUCACUGCCAAAUCAAUAUUCCCGUCACUGAUAAACAUACCUACAGUGCACCGACAGCACCGUUCUCCUUCUCUGCCACCCCUCCUCAAACCGCCACGUGCCAUCUCCGCUUCUAAUCCCAAUGACGCCGAGAGUUCUACUCCAAUUACCAUGUCAACCCUAGAAGUUGUCGAUGACUCCGUGGCUGCGUUCCGGGACUACCAGUUUCUCUUUGUCUCGCAACGCUCGGAAACAAACGAGCCAGUGACUCUACAAGUUGUUGAAGGUGCAGUCCCGCCAGAGUUUCCUUCCGGAACAUAUUACUUGACGGGACCGGGGCUCUUCAGGGACGACCACGGCUCGACGAUGCACCCUUUGGAUGGUCACGGCUACCUUAGGGCUUUCACUUUCCAUGGGGUCAGUGGGAAAGAGGUCAAUGUCAUGUUCAUGGCCAAGUAUGUGAAAACUGAGGCGCAGUUGGAAGAGCACGACCCCGUGACCGGUACGUGGCGGUUCACGCAUAGGGGAGCGUUCUCGGUGUUGAAGGGAGGACAGAAAGUCGGGAAAACUAAGUUCAUCAAAAACGUGGCGAAUACUUGUGUGUUGAGCUGGGGUGGGAGGCUGAUGUGCUUGUGGGAAGGAGGUGGGGAACCUUACGAAAUUGAAAAGGAGACCUUGGAAACUGUCGGGAAGGUCAAGCUCAUGGAAGAUUGCGAUCCGGUGGUGGAGAGUGGGAGUGAUGGCCGUGGUGUUUGGGAUGUUGCUGCAAGAUUGUUGAAGCCGAUUUUGUAUGGAGUGUUUAAGAAGCCAGCAAAGCGACUGUUAGCUCAUUACAAGCUCGACACUCACAAAGAUCGACUUCUUAUGAUGUCAUGUAAUGCAGAAGAUAUACUAUUGCCACACAACACUUUUACAUUUUAUGAGUUUGAUUCAAAUUUUAAGGAGGUGGGAAAGAAAGAGUUCAUCAUCCCAGAUCACUUGUUGAUUCAUGAUUGGGCUUUCACAACCAGUUAUUAUAUACUAUUUGCUAACCGCGUUAAACUUAAUGUUUCUGGUGCAAUGACUUCAGUUUGUGGAAUCACUCCAGCGGUGACAGCAUUAUCUGUGAAUCCUACCAAGGACACAUCUCCAAUAUAUUUGCUUCCUAGGUUUCCUAAUGAUCUGAAUUGUAGUCGAGAUUGGAGAGUACCUAUUGAAGCUCCUUCACGAUUUUGGCUGCAACAUGUAGGCAAUGCCUAUGAUUAUUUGGAUGAAAAUGGGAAUUCGGAGAUCCAGAUACAUGCUUCUGUUUGCUCUUACGAGUGGUUCACUUUGCAAAAGUUGUUUGGAUAUGAUUGGCGAAGUGGUAAACUCGACCCUUCGAUUAUGAACUUGGGUAGAAACCACUGCAAAACAUUGCCUCACCUUGUUCAGGUUUCCAUCAACUUGGAUGUCCAUGGGAUUUGUCAAAGAUGUGAUGUGGAGCCUUUGAACGAGUGGAACAAGUCAUCAGAUUUUCCUGUUAUCAAUCCAGCUUUUUCAGGCUGCAAAAAUAAUUACGUAUAUGCACCAAGUACUUCAGGUUCUCGUAGUGAAUUGCCAAACUUUCCAUUUGACAUGGUGGCAAAGCUCAAUCUUUCAACUAAAUCUGUGGACACAUGGUCUGCUGGUAGUAGAAGAUUUGUUGGCGAACCAACAUUCGUUGCUAAAGGUUCUGAAGAAGAUGACGGUUACAUUCUAGUAGUCGAGUAUGCAGCUGUAGUUCAAAGGUGCUAUCUGGUUAUCUUGGAUUCAAAAAAGAUUGGAGCGGCUGACGCACUUGUGGCAAGACUUGAAGUCCCCAAGGACCUAAAUUUUCCUUUUGGUUUUCAUGGAUGCUGGGCCAACAACGAAUAGUUUUCUUUUGCCUUGUGGUUUUUUCAGGACACAAGAUCCACAUGUCUACACCAUGCUGAUUUGGUGACACAAUAUGUUGUUUAUAUAUGGGUUAGGUUUAUGCCCCCAUAAUGCUUUUUUAUUUUUCAAUAAAUUUAUAAAUAGAGAGACGGGCGGUGGGCUCCUGGUUUUAUUUGCAUAGGUUAGUACAUAGGUAUUGUGUAAAUGGAUCCAGGUACCCCAAACACAUAAAAUAAAACCUCAAUAUAGUGAUACUUUAUAUAAGAU